AGAGAGAGAGACAGAGAGAGAGAGAGAGAGACAGAGAGAGAGAGAGAGAGAGAAAGAGAUACAGAGAUCCGCAGAGCUGGAGCGAUCUUCCCACGACCGAACCGCUUCGGGACCUGAGAACAGUGAAUUAGACACGCAACCCUCCUGCUGUCCGGUAACCGGGUCGCCAUGCCGACCGUCUGAUUAGCCGUCUGUGUGUCUGUCCGGAGGAACUGGACCGUUGUUCGGCGGAUGUAUGUCGACGCCUCUCGGUAUGAAAUGUCUGAACUAACAACGAUGAGGAGGAAUCUGCUGCUCGUGUUUCUACUGACUGUUAUCUGCUUGAGACGCGAGGCGCUCUGCGGUUCUCCCAGUGUUCAGAUCGGAGGGCUGUUCCCACGCGGUGCGGACCAGGAGUACAGUGCAUUCCGGAUCGGAAUGGUCCAGUAUGGAAGCCAGGACUUCCGCCUCACUCCUCACAUAGACAACCUGGAGGUUGCCAACAGCUUCGCUGUCACCAACUGCUUUUGUUCCCAGUUCUCCAGGGGUGUGUAUGCCAUCUUUGGUUUCUAUGACAAGAAGAGUGUGAACACCAUCACGUCUUUCUGUGAGACCCUCCACGUGUCCUUCAUCACGCCGUCCUUCCCUGCUGACGGACUGAAUCAGUUUGUCCUUCAGAUGAGACCCGACAUCAAGGGACCUCUGGUCAGCUUAGUGGAGUAUUACAAGUGGGACAAGUUCGCCUACCUCUAUGACAGUGACAGAGGUCUGUCCACCCUGCAAGUGAUCCUGGAUACAGCAGCAGAGAGGAAGUGGAUUGUAACAGCCAUCAACGUGGGCAACCUGAAGGAUGAGAGGAAGGACGAGGCGUAUCGCUCCAUGUUCCAAGACCUGGAGAUACGAAAGGAGAGGAGAGUCAUUCUGGACUGUGAACAAGACAAGGUUAAAGACAUCAUGGACCAGGUCAUCACCAUUGGCCGACAUGUUAAAGGAUACCAUUACAUCAUCGCUAACCUGGGCUUCGUUGAUGGUGACCUGUCUAAGAUCCAGUAUGGGGGAGCCAAUGUGUCGGGUUUCCAGAUUGUUGACUUUGAGGAGCCGCUCGUCUCCAAGUUCGACCAGAGAUGGGAAGCACUGGAGGAGAAGGAAUACCCUGGAGCUGACAGCAGGAUCAGGUACACAUCAGCUCUGACCUAUGAUGCGGUCCAGGUUAUGACCGAAGCGUUCCGGACACUCACCAAGCAACGGAUCGAUUUCAGUCGUCGUGGCAAUAACGGGGACUGUCUGGCCAAUCCGGCGGUGCCCUGGUCUCAAGGCAUGGAGAUAGAACGCGCCCUCAAACAGGUGCGUGUGGAUGGGCUGACAGGUAAUAUCCAGUUUGACCAGUACGGUAAAAGAGUCAACUACUCCGUCAACGUGAUGGAACUGAAGAACACUGGACCAGUUAAGAUCGGCUACUGGAAUGAAGUGGACAAGAUGGUGGUGACUAAACUAGACAUCUUCCCCAACGACACUAAUGGGAUGGAGAACAAGACUGUUAUCGUCACAACUAUCCUGGAAGCCCCAUACGUGAUGCUAAAGAAGAAUGCUGAGCUGUUCCUGGACAACGACCGUUACGAAGGCUACUGCGUGGAUCUGGCAGCAGAGAUCGCUAAGCACUGUGGGAUACGCUACCAGCUAAGGAUUGUGGGAGAUGGAAAGUACGGGGCUCGAGACGCUGAAACCAAGAUCUGGAACGGGAUGGUCGGAGAGCUGGUGUACGGGAAAGCAGAUAUAGCCGUUGCUCCUCUCACUAUAACCCUGGUCCGAGAGGAGGUGAUCGACUUCUCCAAGCCCUUCAUGUCUCUGGGCAUCUCCAUCAUGAUCAAGAAACCCCAGAAGUCUAAACCCGGGGUGUUCUCCUUCCUGGACCCGUUGGCCUAUGAGAUCUGGAUGUGUAUAGUGUUUGCCUAUAUCGGUGUGAGCGUAGUUCUGUUCCUGGUGAGCCGGUUCAGCCCGUAUGAAUGGCACAUGGAGGAGUAUGAGGAUGGCCAACUGCCCACCAGCGAAUCCUCUAAUGAGUUUGGGAUCUUUAACUCUCUGUGGUUCUCUCUAGGAGCCUUUAUGCAGCAAGGCUGCGAUAUCUCCCCAAGGUCUCUAUCAGGUCGUAUAGUGGGUGGUGUGUGGUGGUUCUUCACUCUAAUCAUCAUCUCCUCCUACACGGCCAACCUGGCUGCCUUCCUCACUGUGGAGAGGAUGGUCUCCCCUAUAGAGGGAGCAGAGGACCUGGCUAAACAGACGGAGAUCGCCUACGGAACCCUGGACUCUGGCUCUACCAAGGAGUUCUUUAGGAGGUCGAAGAUUGCACUGUUUGACAAGAUGUGGCAGUACAUGAAGUCGGCAGAGCCGUCUCCGUUUGUGAAGAAGACAGCGGAAGGGGUGCUGAGAGUCAGGAAGUCCAAGGGGAAGUACGCGUACCUUCUGGAGUCCACCAUGAACGAGUACAUCGAGCAGAGGAAACCCUGCGACACCAUGAAGGUGGGAGGGAACCUGGACUCUAAAGGAUACGGCAUCGCCACACCAAAAGGAUCCCCAUUAAGAAAUGCAGUGAACCUGGCCGUGUUAAAACUGAAUGAGCAGGGCCUGUUGGACAAACUGAAAAAUAAAUGGUGGUACGACAAGGGAGAGUGUGGCAGCGGAGGAGGAGAAAGCAAGGAGAAGACCAGUGCUCUGAGCCUCAGUAAUGUAGCAGGUGUUUUCUACAUCCUGGUCGGAGGGCUCGGUCUGGCCAUGCUGGUGGCGCUGGUGGAGUUCUGUUACAAGUCCCGGGCCGAGGCCAAGAGAAUGAAGGUGGCUCAGAACACUCUGCACCUGGCUCAGAGCGCCCACAACCAGAACACCCUCCCUUCCUCCUCCUCCUCUCACAACUCACACAACUUUGCUACUUAUAAGGAAGGAAAGGAAGGCUACAGCGUUUACGGAAUGGAGAGUGUUAAAAUCUAGGAGGGAUGACAUUUACAGAUGCCAUGAGGAGUAAGGCCAGGCUGUCCAUCACGGGGUCCUCUGGGGAGAACGGCCGUGUUCUUACCCCUGACUUCUCUCACCCUCCUGACUGUCCCCGUGUCCCUUACCUCCGACCAGGACUACCCAUGAGCCUCAGCAUGACUGACCUCUCCUGACCACUCCCUCGCAGUGCCUUACAGCCAAUCAGAUCACAGAGAGCCGCCGACAAAACUCCACAUCAACCCAUCACGUUUUUUUUUUCAGAGGACUGGACUUUCUUUCCCGCCCUCUUCUCUGAUUGGGCAGAUAGCUCUGGGCUGGUGAUGUCAUCACCCUUCCCCUCUAAUCGCUGCCGGGGGAAGUGAAAACAACCAAUCGCGGCAGACCUAUCCAUUUCCAUAGUGACCAGCUCUGAUUCAAGCACACGAGACUUCAGCUGCAUCAGACGGGAUUUUAUAAAAUCAAGUUGAUCAACUUCACGGGGAAAAAAAAUCUAUUUUUUAAGUAUUUUCAAAAGCUUCCAUUUAGUAGAGUGAGUCAAUAUGAUCGCCUGUAUACUCCGACUUCACUACCGCUCUGUACAUAGGACCAGUUAUAACAAUAAUGAUAAUAAUAAUGUUAUAUUAAUUAUAUGAAUAAUAAUUAUAAUAAUGAUGAUAAUAAUGCUUGCUCUGAACCCUGACCCCUGUUUUCACUAGAGACCUAGUUUGACCUCUGAACCCUAACCCCUGUUUUCACUAGAGACCUAGUUUGACCUCUGAACCCUGACCCCUGUUUUCACUAGAGACCUAGUUUGACCUCUGAACCCUAACCCCUGUUUUCACUAGAGACCUAGUUUGACCUCUGAACCCUAACCCCUGUUUUCAGUAGAGACCUAGUUUGACCUCUGAACCCUGACCCCUGUUUUCACUAGAUACCUAGUUUGACCUCUGAACCCUGACCCCUGUUUUCACUAGAGACCUAGUUUGACCUCUGAACCCUAACCCCUGUUUUCAGUAGAUACGUAGUUUGACCUCUGAACCCUAACCCCUGUUUUCACUAAAAACCUAGUUUGACCCUAAAACUCCAGAUGGUACUGAGGCCAGAAACUAAAAACAGACAUAUAUGGCCCAUGAACAACAGACAUACUGUAUAUGGCCCAUGAACAACAGACAUACUGUAUAUGGCCCAUGAACAACAGACAUACUGUAUAUGGCCCAUGAACAACAGACAUACUGUAUAUGGCCCAUGAACAACAGACAUACUGUAUAUGGCCCAUGAACAACAGACAUACUGUAUAUGGCCCAUGAACAACAGACAUACUGUAUAUGGCCCAUGAACAACAGACUUUGGUGUUUAUAUGGACAAAAGACAGUACCAUAAUAGAGUGCCAAUGCCAAGUACAGGAGAGUGCCAAAAGAGGGACUUGAGCCAAUAACCUGGUUCAGCCAAAAGAGGGACUUGAGCCAAUAACCUGGUUCAGCCAAAAGAGGAAAUUGAACCAAUAACCUGGUCCAGCCAAAAGGACUUGAACCAAUAAGCUGGUUCAGCCAAAAGGAAAUUGAACCAAUAAGCUGGUCCAGCCAAAAGGACUUGAACCAAUAAGCUGGUUCAGCCAAAAGGACUUGAACCAAUAAGCUGGUUCAGCCAAAAGAGGAAAUUGAACCAAUAA
Messenger RNA from Salmo salar (Atlantic salmon), 4612 nucleotides. The record is from RefSeq and is a predicted model, not a curated record. Lineage: Eukaryota; Metazoa; Chordata; Actinopteri; Salmoniformes; Salmonidae.